Eremomyces bilateralis CBS 781.70 is the source of this 354-nucleotide messenger RNA. RefSeq lists its product as uncharacterized. Bases 1 to 354 code for a protein of 117 amino acids. Lineage: Eukaryota; Fungi; Ascomycota; Dothideomycetes; Eremomycetales; Eremomycetaceae. The record is from RefSeq and is a predicted model, not a curated record. The transcript has a single exon.
AUGUUCAAACCCCGAGUCGCGAACCAAUAUCUCAAUCUCCACCCAUCUAGCCACGCCGCCACCGUGCCACACGUCUCCCGCAGGCCGCACGGGAGCAAGCGUCGGGGGAUCCAGAUUCCAGGCGUCGCGGUGCCUGAGUGCCUGAGUGCCGAGGGAGGGUGUCAGGGUGGACCGUGGACGUGGUGGUGGACGCGGUGGAUCGGCGGGACGAGGGAGACGAGGAGGCGCGAGGAGGACCGGGCGGGCGGAGAUCGCGUAGCACAAAGUGAUCAGGUCCCACUGUGGGUGCGAACACCAAGAGGGCUAGGUGGGAUGGACACGAAUUACGAUGUAUCGCAGGAUUUUGGGAAGUGA